CCCAGAGCCAAUUCCGACUUCCGAGCUCCGAGCACGCGGCGUUCUCCUCCCUCCUCACUCCGCCCUCGAAGCUCCGAGCUCCAAAACCCUAGACAUGCAGAAACAGACGGGCAAGUCCGGCGGGAGCGGAGGCGGCACGCCGGCGAAGCGCGGCCGCCCGUUAGGUAGCGCCACCGGCAGCGGAGCCGCGGCCGCAGCCGCUGCGGCGGCGGUCGGCGACCCCGGGGCGCCCGCCGCGCUGGUCGGGCCGUCCCUCCAAGUCCUCUCGGCCCUGUCAGAUCAGAACAAUAAAAGAAUUGUCCUUGCAUUGCAAAGUGGGUUGAAGUCAGAGAUACUGUGGGCACUGAAUGCCCUUACAGUACUCUCAUUUAAGGAGAAGGAUGACAUCCGACGAGAUACAACACCUCUUACUAAAGUUCCUGGUCUCUUAGAUGCUCUUCUUCAAGUUAUUGAUGAAUGGAGAGAUAUUGCAAUGCCUAAGGACCAUCUGAAACCACCCAGAGUAAGAACUUUGGGUGCCAACACAACACUCUCUGGCUUUGGUCAAGAGAACAUGGAAAAAGUCUACUCGGACACUGGCACUGCCUCUAAUGAUCAAUCGAAGACUGAGGAGUCAAGUGUCUCGAAGAAGCGCACUGCAAGCUUUUGGUUUGAUGAGGAUGGCCUGUUUAACAACGAUGAUGAAGGGAGGGCAGAAAGGCAGCAGUGCGCUAUUGCAGCCUCCAAUAUUAUCCGUAAUUUCUCUUUUAUGCCAGAAAAUGAGACUAUCAUGGUUCAACAUAGGCAUUGCUUGGAGACUGUAUUUCAGUGCUUAGAAGACCAGAAUAGAGAAGAUGACGAGCUCAUAACAAACAUGCUGGAGACCCUUGUCAAUUUAGCACCUGUGUUGGACUUGAGAAUCUUCAGCUCAUCGAAGCCAUCUUUCAUUAAAAUGACUGAAAAAGGUGCAGUUCAUGCCAUAAUGGGUAUGCUUUCAUCCUCAGUAAAGCCAUGGCACUGUGCUGCUGCUGAAUUGAUUGGGCGUCUGAUAAUAAAUCCAGACAAUGAGUCAUUUCUUCUUCCUGUCAUUCCACAGAUGCAUACAAAAAUGUUGGCCCAAAUGGAUCUAAUUUCUCGGUUAUUAAUGUUAUGCUAUCUUUUUCUCGGCUGUUUAGCUGUCAUACUUACAUCGCGUUGCUUGAUACAGAUAUACAAACGGCUAGUUGACCUCUUGAGUGUGCCAGCAUAUGAUGCACAAGCUGCUGCUGUUAGCGCACUCUACAAUGUAGCCGAAGUGAAUAUGGAUUGCAGGCUAAAGCUUGCCAGUGAGAGAUGGGCUGUUGACAGACUCCUGAAGACUGUGAAGAUGCCGCAUCCUGUGCCUGAGGUCUGCAGGAAGACGUCGAUGAUACUGGAGAGCCUCGUUUCCGAGCCUCAAAACAGGAUGCACCUCCUUGUACACGAGAACACCUUUGCUGAGAUCCUGAUGACAGAAGGGAAAUACUCCGACACCUUUGCUCGGAUCCUGUAUGAACUGACUGCAAGGCCGAGCAACAAGGUGACAUCGGGCCAUGCAAUCUGGGGAAACAUAAACUGAUGAAAGUGCUGGCCUGUACUUUGUUGCUGAAAUCUAGAUGUAGGUACUUCUUUGACCAUGUAUUGAUGAGUCCCGACUGCAUGUAACAAUUUUAGCUGUAUCUAGUUUGCAGCUUGUCGUCCUACCUAAUCUGAAUGCAUGUGUACUUUAUUUGGGCUGCCGGUGCCCCGCUUUGUUAGAAGACAACAUUUACGUGCUAUAAAAUUUGCUGGAAUCAGAAGCCUCGAAUUGGUUUUCA
This is a messenger RNA of Panicum virgatum (switchgrass), 1814 nucleotides long. Its product is annotated as armadillo repeat-containing protein LFR-like. NCBI's taxonomy places the organism in Eukaryota, Viridiplantae, Streptophyta, Magnoliopsida, Poales, Poaceae. Gene Ontology annotation, cellular component: brahma complex; nucleoplasm; SWI/SNF complex. The coding region runs from base 95 to 1576 and encodes 493 amino acids. The record is from RefSeq and is a predicted model, not a curated record. The transcript has 8 exons. Gene Ontology annotation, biological process: regulation of transcription by RNA polymerase II; chromatin remodeling; positive regulation of DNA-templated transcription. Gene Ontology annotation, molecular function: nucleosome binding.